Messenger RNA from Alexandromys fortis (reed vole), 4954 nucleotides. It is a transcript of the gene Fam13c, whose product is annotated as family with sequence similarity 13 member C. NCBI's taxonomy places the organism in Eukaryota, Metazoa, Chordata, Mammalia, Rodentia, Cricetidae. The transcript is spliced from 22 exons. The record is from RefSeq and is a predicted model, not a curated record. Bases 2006 to 3565 code for a protein of 519 amino acids.
GACAGAUGAAGCCAGAGAACAGCCUGCCCACGAAGGACAUAUUGAUUCCAUCAGAUCUGCCAGGACACAAGUGCGGAGGGAAGUUUUUGAAAAGUGAUAAAAGAAUUUCACGAUUCGGCCAAAGUAAUUUCUUGGCCUGGCAUCUCUCAGCUCUUUGAUUUAAAUUCUUUCUUUUUGUGUUUUAGCAAGCGACUCUCAAAGGCAAAAAGAUAGAUGGUGUUUUCUAUGCAGCCUGAUUUUCUUUUUUUUUAAUCUCAGAUGAGGAACCACAGCCAGCUUCUUACAUGACAGUCAUUUAUGUACCGAAGAGAUGCAGAUUUGAUCAGGUCGUAUAGGCUAACUGAGGUGAAGAAAAAGACCUUAGGAAGUACCUGGUUAAACCCUUCACUUUAGGGACCAGAGAGGGUGUGAUCCUUGCCUGAUAGCACACAGCAGGGGAUCAUCAGUGGCAUUCCCAGCCUCUAGGUCUCUCUUCCGGCCUCACCACCCUUAUUUACUCAGAAAUGCAGCAUGGAUAUUUCAUUCCUAGAACUAAGAAUGAAAACAAUGAAACAACCCUACAUGUGCAGGACAAGCAGAGAGGAGGGACGGCUGAAACCCGAAGCCUAGAGAGCUGUUUGAAGCCUCUUCCCCAUGUCUCCAGUGACUGUGGAGAUGAAGUGAAGCGAGUUGUCUUCCUGUGAACCGUCAAGCUGACAACCCAGGUAUUGCUGAGCAGGAGGAAGAGCAGGCCAGAGGCCCGCAGUUCUGGACACGUGGGGAUUUCUUUCCAGUUACUUCCGCUCUCAAAUGAGGCCGCAGGCUCAAAGCUUAAUGAGGAUGGUCUCCUGAUCUGAAGAGAUGACCCUGAGGAGCCCAGGGAGAGCUGAGCCCGGUGAAGCAUCCCCUGUGCCUCCUGAGGACUGGAAGACAAAUGGCAAGAUUGGCAAGGAACAAACAGACAGGGGCAGAGGUGACAGCUCAGCGGAUGAAACACUUGCCUUGCAAUCAGGAAGGACCUGAGCUCAAUCCUCGGAAUUCAUGGAGGGGGGGGAAGCUGGAUUAGAGGAGUAAACAGAGACUGUUAUGAUGUGAAAGCUGAUGCGGAUGGAUCAAGGAUGAUGAAGUUGGACAUAAAUCCCUGGUGAUUUACCCUGGAUCCCAUCCCCGGGGCCAGCUCACUUGAUGCAUCGUUGUAUUAACGAUGCAACAAACUGCAUUAAUGGGAAGCCAGCCAAAUUUCAACGAGAACAGACACUGGACGGAUAUUCAAGAGAGACUGAGACCGGUGUGAUGUGAGCCAGCAGCCUUGCUCUCCUGCCGCCGCAGCCACGAACCCGUCAUGCCUCCACCACUUCCCCUCCAGGAUACGCUGUCCCUCCAAACAGCACCUUCCCUGCUGGAUGCUGCUCCUUACCAGAUUUCUUUCUCGUGUGCCGCAUGACUGCUCUGGUCAGUAUAUUGGAAUGAAAACAGUGUAAUUAAGAAACUAUUGGGACUAAGUAUGAAAUUCGUAUGUCCACCUUUAGAAAACAUGGAGAACUGGAACUUUAACGUGCAGCCUUUUGUGCUCUCUCUUCACCAGUUUUGUGCAUUCCAAGGUGAAUAGGACAUCUCGUUUAAAAAGAUGGAUCCCUGGAGUUGUGUACACGCCUGGACCACCCAGAAUGGACCCCUCUAAGCUAAAGAGCCUUUGGGAAACGGAAAGUCUUCAGAUCUGUGCACAGGAAGAUAACUCCGUGGUUAGACUCCAUGUUCCCGUAAACACGGUGAAGUGUGUCAUACAGAACCUAGUUCCGUGAGCCGCCUUCAGGAUAAUUCCUUCGGCAGCGCCGCUGUAACUGAGUGUGAGGACGGCACGGUCUCUUUACAUGAAGACGAGGACGACUGCUCUGGGCUCAGAGAUGAAAACAAUAAAGAGAACUACCCACAGGUGGGGGCUCGAAUAGACGAGCUUGCUCCGCCCUUGCACGAGGCCCAGCAUGCGGAACAGACCCUGCUGCUGGAUGGAGUGUUGAGACCCAGCAUGGGUAACUUCAAGUCCCGGAAACCCAAGUCUAUCCUCAGAGCUGAGAGUGGCCGGAACCACGGAGAAAGCCAGGACACCGAGCAUGUGGUGCCCAGCCAGUCCGAGUGCCAGAGCAGAGCGGGAACGCCUGCUCACGAGAGUCCACAAAACAGCAUCUUCAGGUGCCAGGAUACGGUGCGACUUCAACCGAGAGUAGACCAGAGGGCUGCCAUUUGGCCAAAGGAAGCUUUUGGAACUCAGCAGGACUUCCAUGAGAAUUCCUUGCUGAAGCUCCAAGCCCUCGAAUCUGGUCUGUGCUCUGCGUUUCUGACGACCCAGGAAGAAGAUGGCCAGGUGCACGGAGUUAAGGACCCAGCCCCAGCUGCCACGCAGAGUGUGCCUGCCGACAGCGUGGAUUCUGCAGACCCCAUGGCAACUCAUAAAGAUGCACAGAGUGACGCCGAUGGUCCACCCGAAGACCUCCAGUCAACAGGCACCAGCAGGCUGCUCUAUCAUAUCACCGACGGUGAUAACCCGCUGCUGUCACCGCGGUGCUCCAUCUUUAGCCAAAGUCAGAGGUUCAACCUGGACCCCGAGUCAGCCCCGUCUCCACCCAGCAGCCAGCAAUUUAUGAUGCCACGAAGCUCUUCUCGGUGCAGUGGUGGGGAUGGCAAGGAGCCCCAGACCAUUACACAGCUCACGAAGCAGAUCCAGAGCCUCAAGAGGAAGAUUCGGAAGUUUGAAGAAAAAUUUGAGCAAGAGAAGAAGUAUCGGCCCUCACACGGAGACAAGACUUCGAAUCCCGAGGUCCUGAAGUGGAUGAAUGACUUGGCUAGAGGACGGAAGCAGCUCAAAGAACUAAAGCUGAAGCUGUCAGAAGAACAAGGGAGUACCCCCAAAAGCCCCCGGAGAAACCCACCCUGUGAACAGCCUUCAGUGCCCAGAGAGAAUGGCAAGUUGGAAGCUGUGGGUCCUGAGCCAAGCUCCUCUGGAGAGGAGACGUCAGACGCUGUGGUGAUGGAGAGGAGAGACCAGACUCCUCCCCAGGAUGACGUGAAGGUAACUAAGCAAGACAAGAACCUCAUAAAGCCUCUGUAUGACCGAUGCAGGAUUAUCAAGCAAAUCUUGUCAACACCGUCCCUGAUCCCAACGAUUCAGGAGGAAGAGGACUCCGAUGAGGACUGUCCACAGAGAAGCCAGCAACCUUCUUUACCAGAUCCAGUGUCCCGCCUUCCUGUUGGUGAUCACCUCACCUACUCUGAGACAGAGCCUAUGAGGACCCUCCUACCAGAUGAAAAGAAAGAAGGGAAGCAACCAGCUCUCUCCAUGUCCAACUUACACGAGGCCACUAUGCCAGUCCUUCUUGACCAUCUCCGGGAGACCAGGGCUGACAAGAAGAGGCUACGGAAAGCCCUGCGAGAAUUUGAAGAGCAGUUUUUCAAACAGACAGGAAGAAGUCCACAGAAGGAAGACAGGAUGCCAAUGGCGGAUGAGUACUAUGAAUACAAGCACAUAAAAGCCAAACUGAGACUGUUGGAGGUCCUCAUCAGCAAGCAGGACGUGGCCAAAACUAUUUGAGGUUUGGCUCUGAUCAGUUCCACCCAAGAUAAAGUCAAGUUUAUUUUCCUCUAUUGUUCUUGCUAAGUAGUUUUGAUGUACUGAAAACUGAGCACUUUAGAGAUAGUAUUAGCUGUUUUUACAAAGGAAGAGCUAGUGCACUCAUACACGAGAAGGGAUUUAAAUAGGGAAAUAGUAGGUAAUAUUGGGAUCGGUAAAAGCAUUCACCCUACUCCACACAAAACUGAAAUCCACAGUCAAAUGUAAUUGUCUCAAAAAAAUCUAAUAUCUUGUCAAACCUAACAUCACACAUAGGCAGACUACCUGCUAGGGAAGGUUUAUUCGUGCCCAAAGAUUGACCUCAUUGAUGUAUGGAAAAGAACAGGGUUUAAAUUAACUGUGAGACAAGGAAAACUUCUGCUCUUCAUCCAGGGAGAAAAACAGCUGUUAAGAAGGUAAUUUAAACGAGACAACAUCCACUACCUUGUCCUGUAUGUCUGUAGGCGUUCUAAACACCCUAAAGUACACCCGACUGUGUCACUAAUCUCUUACUUCUACAUGAAAAUAGUGCAUUAUCUGAUCUGUUAUUUGAACACUUACAUUUCUGGUUACCAAAGUUCAUUUGGAUGGCAUGUACUUUGUGAAUUACCUUUGUCUAUAACUGACAAAUGUUUAUAUUGAAAUAAAAUAUUAAAAAUUUAAAAUAGGUAUUUUGGAUAGGUGUGUCUGCAGUAUAAUAACUCAAUGUGACCAUAGUGUUAUUGCUAAUGUUCUUGUUUCCUACACUAAGAUUAUAUAACUAUUUUUCCAUUGGAAAUACGCAUCUUUCCUAAUGUUCCAAGGUCUGUACUUUAUAAAGUGAAACAACUUUCUUGAGUUGCACUCAUUCUGCACAGGGUCAAAAGCUUGGAAAUCACCAAAACACCUUUUAUUUGCUUUUUUUUAGUGAUCUAGCUUUUUCUCCAUUCAUUUAAAGCACAUUUAUUGGGUUUGGUUUUUGUAAGAUCAAGUAACAGAUAGACAUUUUCUCACUUUCAACUUUGUUCCUAUUUCUGUUUUCUGUAUUUUUAAGCAUGGUGUUGAAGAAACUCAGAUUUUUUUUUAUAUUGCUCGGGCAGAAAAAGAUACUGAUUCCAGAAGCGGACUCUAUCAGAGGCAUAUUGUUUUCUCUGUAGUCACCUGAUGUUUUGAAUCUUUGAUGAAUCAGAGUAACGGCCUUCAUAAAUUUGUUUAAUUGAAGUCAUCUACUUGUAACAGGACAGAUACACAACUAUUUAAGGUUUACAAAUUACAUCUUUGAUAAGGGAAAUGGUUUCGUGAGAUGUAUACAAUUGCUAUUAAAAUGUAUCUAUAUUCUAUAUGAUUGUAAAUAUUUUAUACAACAUACAAAUAAAAUAUUUUUCUAUUAUA